AUGUAUAAAUUUAGAAGUAGAUUAAGGGGUAUUCGUCUUCAUCGAGAAACUUCAUGUUACGCCGUCUUCCACAUUGGUGGCGCGACGAUCCUCCUCUCAAACCGUCCCUCCGAUCAUCACAAUUGCAAAUACAAACUCCUCCACACCGUACACACCAACAUAUCAAGUUCCGACCUUUCGUACAGCUGCAUCUUUCAGGAAGAAAACGAAGCCGGGAUAAGAGGCGUCACCAUUACUGAAGACCUUUUCAAAAUCGCAUCCACUGUCAUCAGAUCGAACGUUCGGCAACACCUCGGUCGUUAUCGACAUUUACCUGAUAAUGAAUUGGAGCUUCUUACAUCUACUUACCACAAGGAGAUGAAAAACGAGAAUGUGUGUUCUAAAAACCCUGCAUUUUCUUUCGAUGAUGGUCUUUUAUGUGAUGAGCAAGAAAACGAUUUGGAUUUUGGAUGUGGGUUUGGGUUUGGUUUAUUUGAACAAGAAAUUCAAAUCGUGAAACAAAAAGAUCAUCUUUUUACCCAUUUUGAACAUGAUCUGUUGUGGGAAGAAGACGAGCUUCCUUCCCUUUUGUCUAAAGAGAAAAAUAUUGUUUCAGAAGAAGGGGAUUUGUUCAGUGAUUGGGUUUUAAUAGGUUUAAGGAAAGAAUCUGUCGAUUGGAUGAUUAGGGUUAGUACCCAUUACGGAUUUGUUGCUAUGACAACCAUUUUGGCUGUUAAUUACUUCGAUAGAUUCCUAUUGAGCGACUCUUUCCAGAAAGAUAAGCUGUGGAUGAAUCAGUUAGCUGCAGUCGCUUGCCUUUCUUUAGCUUAUAAAGUUGAAGAAAUCCAUACCCCUCUUCUCUUGGACCUGCAAGUCGAAGGAUCAAAAUACGUAUUCGAAUCCAAGACUACAAUGAAAAUGGAGCUUUUAGUGCUUUCGUGUCUUCAAUGGAAGAUGAAACCAGUAACCCCACUUGCAAUAUUCGAUUACAUAAUGAGGAGGCUUGGUUUAAUUACUCAUCGUCUUCAUUCAGAGUUCAUGAACAGAUGCGAAAGAAUUGCUCUUGCUGUCGUCAAUGAUUCAAGGUCUCUGGUUUAAAGUGAUUGAUCCUGAUAACUCACUAGAUUAUCAAGAACGAGUCAAAGGUUUUCUUGAAAUUAAUGAGGUUUGUUCUUUUCAUUAUUAUAUUCCUUUUUUUAUUUUAUUUAAAAAGGCAGAGGUUAGUUUGACUAAUUGUGAACAAGCUCCUUGAUAACAAGGUCAAUUGUAUGACCAGUUGUUUAGAUCAUUAUGUAUUAGUAUUACCAUUUCUAUUCUUCACUGUAGGGGUAAGAAGGUCAUUUAUGUGAGUAAAAAUUUUUAGGGUGAGGGAAAGCAAAAACAUGUUGGCAGGAUUGUGGAGUUUUUCAAAACAUCUGAUGAUAAAAAUUACUUUAGAGUGCAGUGGUUUUUUAGAGCUGAAGAUACGAUUAGUUUCUGCAACUUUUUCUAUUUGUGUAUUUAUUAGAAUUUGAUAUUCAGCUCUUUUUUCUUUUCCUUUUUCCUUCCAACUUAUUAUCACUCAGGUUAUGAAAAAAGCUGUUGCUAUUCUAGAUAAGAAGCAUUUAUUCUCCUCCACUUUAAUGAAUGACAACUUAUUAGGUUGUAUACUUUCUAAAGUCAAAAUAAUAGAAAAAGCUCCUGGGGUAUGUUCUUUUUUUACCUUUAUCUUUCAUAUAUAAUGCUACCAUCGUUUUCAUCUCUUAUAUUGUUGGUGUCAUGGGUCUUCCUUCCAUAUCUGUAUAUGCAGCCUCUAAAGGUAUUUUAUUAAACUAUAAAUAGGUUUUCAAAAUAAAAGAUGAUCUAACUAUCAUUCCCUUUAUGGCAUGAUUCAUGCACGUGCUCUUAAGUUUUCAUCAAUUAACCACGAACUUGGCAUAGGAUGGAUGCUCUGCUACAAAAGUAAGCAUAAAGGUCAAAGUGGUCUUUUUAUGGGAUAUGUCGAACUAUCAGGUUUGUGUACAUUAGCAACAAGAACUGUGAGUAUGGUUGGUACAAGAAAAGAAAGGAAUGGUUUGAUAUUUGUAAGGAAUAGUGCAAUAAAAUUAUAAAUUUAUAAUAGAUUAUUUUGAUUGUUUUAUUGAUAUUGAUGACAUUUACGAAAAUAAGAUAAAAGGGCAAUAUGGUCUUUCUCUGAUCAUUGUCAACUGUCAAGUUGGUGUGGUGCUUUGAAUGUGUGGUGCGAAAAUAAGAACAAAUGGCAUUAUUGUCUUUUUUUUUUGGCUAUUGUCAAUUGGGAACCUCUCGGAGAAAACGCUUACUGAACAGCUUGCUGGCUGCAUGUAUAAUUUUGGUUAAUUAUCUUAUAAUUUCAUUCAUAUUUUUAACAUCUUAAUUGAAUGGUUACAAAUAUUUAUGUCCAACCUGUGAAAUUCAUAACAUUCAAAUUUUUAUAGUUAAAUAUUGUUUCCAAAUUUGCUAAUUUUGUUCUUUGUAAAAUCUAUACAACUUUUUAAAGGGUAUGUUUGGUAUUUAUAUACUUUUAUCAAACUCUAAAUUAAUUUUCAUUGAUUGAUAGUUGAGUUAGUGUGUGUGUGCAGGUAGAUCAAUAGGACGAGAAAAGGAAGAAUGCCACCUUCUUAUGCCCUCUAUAAUAACCCACAUGACAAAAACAUGAAGUUGAACUGUUGGAAAUGUAUAUAUAUUACCUAAAAGUAUAUUUACUAUUUUUUAGUGUUUUAUUUCGACUAAAUGUUUCCAGGUAAAGAAACUUUUUAGGCUCUGUUGCAAUUUUCUUUGUCUUUAAUUGGAGAAGCUUGUGGAUUUGAAUGACGUUGCUUUUAAUGUUCAUGUGUUUUUUCUUACAACGAAUAAGUAAUGAAGAUCAUCUUUGUUUAG
Lactuca virosa is the source of this 2856-nucleotide messenger RNA. The record is from the annotation of a GenBank genome assembly. NCBI's taxonomy places the organism in Eukaryota, Viridiplantae, Streptophyta, Magnoliopsida, Asterales, Asteraceae.